AAGGCAAACUUUAUGCCCCUCAUCUGGCCAUAGAAGACGAACCUACCACAACCUGCUCGAAUGGAACCACACCAUGCAACCGGUGACCCCUUGAACACGAGUAUAAGGCAUAGUUUAGUGACCUAACGUCUGAACUCGCGACUGGUUGUGUAGAUUAACGCCUGGUAUAUUCUUUAUUCAUGCCCGACUAAGUCUGACAGCCCGACGCCGCUCGUGGAAGCUGCUUCCCAGGAGUGCUGAAGAGCCCAGUUUGCGUCAAACCGGAUUUGGGUUGCUGCAAUAAACUAUUCCCCGCCUGUUGACGCCUUCGAUAAAGUUUCGGUUGGCUUAGGAAGAUGCCUCCGGGCGUUCCGGGUGACCCUGAGUCCUGCCGCGACGGGCGUGACCUGGAGAAUGGGCGUGAUCUUGAAGCCCAACCGCUUGUGCAGCACUUCUUCUACGACCCAAACAGCCGAUGGCAUCGCUUUAAAAGGGCCAUCAUCGAGCCUCCAAAGUCCACGGUCAGCAUCUAUGCAGACAUUCCGUAUAACCAUGCCGAGUGGAAGCGGCAUCGCAAUGCAGCUUGGCGCCAUCGGCCCCAGCUAGUCCUGUUCAUGCGUGUGGCUGGAGGCUUCUGGUGGCAGCUCACCUACAUCUUCAUCGUGUCGCUGUUCGUUGGGCUGUACCACCACCACACCGGGUCCUUGUCAUCCGCGGCUUCCAAGGUGACGGUGCCCUUCAACCUCACCACGUUCGCGCUGUCGCUGCUGCUGGUGUUCCGAACCAACUCCAGCUACAGUCGCUGGUGGGAGGCCCGCCAGAUCUGGGGCGCCGUCGUCAACCUCUCCCGCAACUUCAGCCGACAGAGCAUGUUGUGGCUACCCGCCAGCAAGGCCCGCGUUGCCGUACGCUGGAUGAUCGCAGCGCCGUACCUGCUCAAGUGCCACCUGAGGUUCAACGCAUCGGUGCGAGAGAACGUGUCACACGUACUGCUGCCCCAGGAGCUAGACUGGGUGCUGGGCUGGACGCACCGGCCCAACGGAGCGGCCCACGUACUGGCCACAGCGGUGGCGGAGGGCGGCCUGGACACCAACAGAGAGCAGAUCCUGAUGGAGCUGGUGAACACCUUCAUCGACUGUGUGGGCAAGUGCGAGCGCAUCUUUAAGACGCCCAUUCCCGCAGCUUACACCAGGCACACAUCUCGGUACCUCAUGAUCUACCUGACCGCGUGCCCCAUAGUGCUCUGGUCCAGCAUGGGGUGGUGGACUCCCCUCACGGCGGUGCUCAUCACCUUCCUGCUGAUGGGCACGGAGAACAUCGGAGUGCAGAUCGAGGAGCCGUUCCGCGUGCUGCCGUUGGACGACAUGUGCAGGGGCAUCGAGGCCACCCUUCGGGAGAUGGAGCGGCAGCACAACCGCUUCGGCGAGCAGUUCCGCAGCUGGGCGACCGACCCGGCGGGUCUGUCGCGCGCCUCCUCCGAAUCCUCCCUGGACUCAUUCCAGGACGGCCCUGCAGAUGGUCCCUCCGAGCCCGCGGCGCUGAAGCGCUACCACAACGUUCCCCCACCCGCACCGCUAGCUGCCGCUGCACACGCGCUGCGGGUCUCCUUUGCAAGGCCCUCCGUACCGUCCUCGUCCGCCGCUCCCUACUCGCCCAGCGGACAAGGAGCAGGAGGAGCUGCGGCUGCUCAUGUGGAUGGCGGUAGCUUUGGCGCUGCGCGCGGCGGCAGCGUCGGUUCAGGCGAUCUGUCGCAUCACUUGGCCACAACGCCAUCUCACGUCGUGGCAGGCGGCGGAGGGUUGCUGGGUGGGCUGUUGCACCACCUUCGCCACCCGACGAUGGGCAGCACCGGUGGCGCUGCUGCCGGUGGCUCCGGAGGCAGCAGCAGUCGGCGAUUUGAGGCGGGCGGCGUCGCUAGCAGCAGCGGUGGCGGUGAGGCUGGUACGGAGUGCCUCCGCACCUCUAGCGGCGCCUUGCAGUCCUCUGCCUCCCUUCCUGCUCAUCACCACCACAACCAUCCGCACUUUCCGCACCACCAGCACCAUGCGCACCGCAACCUGCCGCACCACCCCGCGGAUGUGCCGGGCCUUAUGGCCGCCACGGGCCAGGCUCAGGAUGUCCGUAGUGUUGACCAUGCCUUGCGGCCGCAUGAGCACGAGCAGCUGCUGCAGCAGCAGGUGGACUGCCUGCCAUCUGGGUCGCUGCACGCAACGUUGCAUGGGGCUGGCGUUGUUGAACCGGAGGAGGCGGUCAAGGAGCAGGUCAAGGAGGGGCAGGGUAGGGAAAGGAGGUCGCCAGGAAGCCAGGGGCGGCCGUCGCUGAACACCCUGUCCCCGUUUGCGCGGGAAAGCCAGCAGCGAGGCGAUGUGCAGUACGAGCAUGCGGAGUAGCACUGGGGAUGGCUGAUGAGGCGUGGCAUGGAGAAGAGUAGGAGCAAGUGUCGGGAUGAUGCUUGGCUUCAUCUAGGUGCUUUCGGUAUGAGUAGGGGCAGCGUGCUGUAGAGGCAGCAGCAUUGUAAGUGGCAAUCAGGCGCCGGAUGCAGUGUGGGCACUGAACGAGGGGUGGCAAUGCGGACAUCCGCGUGCCAUGCAGUCCGUGCGCUGCGCGAGUCGGCGGUACGGGGACGUGGGUAUUGGUCUCAUAUUUAUCACAUAUAUAUCCCUUCGUGAGCGCACUUAAAAUCGCCAUGCGUUCCCGUGUUCGAUCGGGUCCCACAUGUUGAGCCCUCGUCAGGCCAGCUGUCUCAGUUGUCUUUCCAACUCGGAACAUGCUGGUGUAUGUGACACAGUGCCAAGUGGCAGGUGUCACAAAGAGUGAGACGCUCAGCUGUCGGCUUCAUGCCCCGACAAGGCCCCGACGCCAUGCAAUUCAAUGG
Molecule: messenger RNA, 2854 nt
Organism: Astrephomene gubernaculifera
Lineage: Eukaryota; Viridiplantae; Chlorophyta; Chlorophyceae; Chlamydomonadales; Astrephomenaceae
Source: the annotation of a GenBank genome assembly